Messenger RNA from Leptosia nina, 567 nucleotides. The record is from the annotation of a GenBank genome assembly. NCBI's taxonomy places the organism in Eukaryota, Metazoa, Arthropoda, Insecta, Lepidoptera, Pieridae.
AUGUUUCGUUUGUCCAUAUACAUUUUUGUGUUACUCGUUUCGGCUGAAUGUGGUUAUCACCAUUCAUCGAAAACGGGAUACCAAUUUAAAAAUAAUAUCGGAUUUCAAAAAUUAACCAAAGAAAACUGCUGCCCUGAAGAUGAUACGCAAAAAGUUAGUGUGAAUUUGAAAGCCGCCAACCUGCUACUAAAGAAAUUUUGCAACGGAAAGUACAAUACUAGAGAAGUGUACGACGAGGAGGUGUACAGAAUAAAAAUCAAACUUAAGCGACACAUUGAAGAUCUAAUACAAGUAAAAAUAAAUUACAGAGUUAUUUAUGUGAUAUUGAAAUUACAAGAUGGGUAUGAGAUAAUAGAUGCCAGGAUUCUCCCGCAAGGAUUGCAAACAAGAAAUGCAGUGUGGAAAUUAGACAGUGAUGAACUGAUUGUGUCUUUGCCUUAUAAGAAUGAGAGAAAUUUGGAAGUGCAGUUGGACUGUGGUGGAGAAACUCAAUAUCCAAAAUCUGUUGUUAACGUUCCCUUAGGUGUAGAAUAUAGUAUUGCGACAGAUUAUAGAUAUGGUUAUUAA